This is a messenger RNA of Ruditapes philippinarum (Manila clam), 2820 nucleotides long. RefSeq lists its product as uncharacterized. Gene Ontology annotation, molecular function: zinc ion binding. Lineage: Eukaryota; Metazoa; Mollusca; Bivalvia; Venerida; Veneridae. The coding region runs from base 470 to 2224 and encodes 584 amino acids. The record is from RefSeq and is a predicted model, not a curated record. The transcript is spliced from 2 exons.
ACUUGAAGUAUGAAGUUCAUCCCUUAAGAAAUAAAGAAGUAACAGUUAAAAAUAAUAUUUUUAAGGAAAAUUCUAAGUUCAAGGGGAGAUAAGUCUGUAUACAUUGGUGCUACAGUUAUGAACCUUUCACAUAAGAUGUGGUUGAUGAUAAGGAACAUAUAUUUGAAGUUUGAAGCUCAUACCUGAAGACAUGAACAAGUUAUAGUGAAAAAUAUUUUACUGCAUCAAAAUUUUAAUCUGAAAUCUGGACAUGGAUACAGACGUCGACGCUGGGGCGAGUAGGACAGCUUUCCAUAUUUUUAGUAGAGCUAAAAAUCAAUGUUGCAGUACAAGGAAGUCAAUUUUGGUAUCAAAUUCAAUGAAUCUAAUAAUGACAGGAAAUGUGUACAAUUAACAUUUCAUCUGAGGAAGAUACCGUGAACGAUUUAUAACUUGUGAAUUUUUUUAGAGGAUUAUAUAAAGAUAAAACAUGGCUGUCUCAGGAAAAAAAGCAUUAAAACAAUUUUCAUCUACAACACAAUCCAUUGCAUCAGAUGAAGAUCUUCAAGUUUACUGUCAACCUUGUGACGAGGAAGGAUCCAGAAUUCCUGCCCAUGGUUACUGCGUAGAUUGCAAGGAACAUUUAUGCAAGAAUUGUUUCACAGGCCAUAAAAAGCAUAAACUUUCCAAACAUCAUACACUUCUAGAUGCAACAAGAAUGCCUAAAGUUCUGCAUCAAACCACAUCAUCCACCCACACUGGCCAGUCUGAUGAUCUUACCACACCCUGUUCCAAACACCCGAAAGAAAUUAUCAAGUUCUACUGUCACCACCAUAAAGAAUUACUCUGCAGUGUUUGUGUUACCCUUGAACACCAAGCUACAUUCUGCAAAGUCAACUAUAUACCCAAUAGUUCUGGUAAUAUAAUAGACAGCAAAGAAUGUCAAGAUAUUUUGAAAGCAGUAAAUAGCACUUCUGACCAGUAUCAGCAGUUUGUGGAAGAUGCCAAAAAGAUGACAAAUAAGUCCAACAGCUCUCUUAAAGAUGCACUAGCAGACAUUAAAAUGUUCCGGCAAGAAAUCAACCAAAGACUUGAUGAACUGGAAAGGCAGAUUGAAGAUGCAGCUAAUGUCAUACAAAAAGAAAACAACAAACAUCUGAAAGCAGUAGAAGAAACAUGUGAAGAUAUAACCAAAGCUCUGAAAACAUCAUCAGAUACCAUUAAACGACUCAAUACAUCAAAACAAGCUCAUAAACUCUUCAUGGAACUUAAACUUGCAGAGAAAACAAUGAAAAAUGUCGAGGGAAAGAAACUACAACUUUCAUCAUAUGAUAUCAAAGAAUUUAACUUUAAAACAAAUGAUGCAAUAUUAGAUCUUCUUAAAACAGAGAAGUCUUUGGGUACAUUUAAACAAAAAACUUUAAAGAUAAAAUAUCCAUCUGUACAAAUAAAGUGUCGAAAAUCUUCACAUCAGGGAGAUAUCUGUGUGAAGACAUCAAUAGAUAAAUGCAGGUGCUAUAUAGCAGGAAUGACUUUGCUGACUCCUGAUCUUCUUAUCAUCACGGACCAUGAUAACAAAGCUGUAAAGAUGGUGGAUAUCAGCAGACAAUCGGUGUCAUAUCAAAUAAAACUAGAUGAUAAACCAUGGGAUAUCACCACAGUAACCAGUACUGAACUUGCUGUCACACUUCCUUACAACCAAACAAUACAGUUUAUAUCAAUCUCAUCAAACAAACUUAUAAAGAAGCACACUAUGAAAGUGAAUGGAGACUGUUAUAGUAUAAGCUGUUACCAAGAUAAACUUGUUGUGACAUACUGUUUCCCUGUAAAACUGCAGAUCCUUGAUAUGAAUGGCACUAUGCUGACAACAAUUGAUGAUAGAAAUAUUUUCAAAGACCUAUAUUAUGUAACAUGUAAUAGAAGUUCUAUCUAUGUAUCUGACAGUGAGAUGAAAUCAGUAACAAGAUUAAACUGGCAGGGUGAUGUGAUUGGGAGUUAUAGUUGUACAAGUGAGCCAAGAGGAAUAUCACUGUCAGAUGAUGGUACUGUCUUUGUGUGUGGCUUGGAGAGAAAUGUUAUAGAAGAGAUAUCAGAAGACUGCUCUACAGGAAAGGUUGUACUGCAGGAUGUGAUUCGUCCAUUUGGUGUAUGUUGGUCUGAGGAAACAAAGAAGUUGUAUUUCAGUUGUUACAGUUCAACUUUUGAUAAAAAUUAUGACUUCAUUUACAUGCAUAAACUGUCAUAAACUUGGACACAGAUGAAUCAAUACAAUAUCAACAGUUCUUAAAAUGUGUAGUAAAAUAUCUGGAAAUUUAUUUUUCUACAAAAACUUGAUAGGCUUACUAUAAACCACAAUAAAAAUAUAUUGCUCUGGUUGUAUCAAUUGAAUCUGUUGCUGGUUAAAAAGAUAAAGAAAGAAAAACAUAAACUGAAUUUCAAUAUAAUAAUAAUAUGGCUUUAUUAUCAUCAACAACAAUAACAAGGAAAUCAUACAUAGAUCAUGAAGGAAUACGCUGUCGAGUAUUUGAAUCAAAUUGUAAUAUUUGAUAAUCAUUACAACAUAAUUCAAAGUGAUAUAUAACUUUUUUAUUUUACAUUAGUAUAUUGUUAUUAAACUGAAAUUGUACGAAACAUAAAUGAAGAAUAAAUAAACAUGUAGCCGUUACAGUACAGUAUAUGGAUGGGGAGGAACCAACACACAGAACAACAGCAAAAAGACAGGAAGUGUAUAUAAAUUUGUACAUAAUCAUUUAUUUCAUAAUAAAAUGUUUAACACAUAGUACAUGAAUAUAUUUUUUUAAUUUCUUAUAAUAAAAACUGAAAGUUAAUUACAUCAUAAUU